GAAAAUUUCCCGCGAAAUUUUAUUUGGCUGCGACACAAGCGAGGCAUCGUCUGAAUUUUUGUCACAACAGCUACAGUUUUCAUCUGGAGCAGACUAAGUAAACAUACAGCACUAAGAAAAUGUCAAGUCCCGCUCGUUCGCCCAGUGUUGGAGCUGCCACACCCAAACAGGGAGCUCGCACUCCCACAAGAGGCAUUGUCGCGCAGGAUGUGGAGACGCCCAUGCGUAUGGGUCCCGGCAGGGCCGGCGUACGACCCUCGGACAACAUAAGUUUACCGCCCACUUCACCAGGAAACAUUAGUUUGCCGGCUACUAGUCCAGCUCGAGGAUUGGGUGCCAACAUGAGCGAGAUCGAUCUAAGUUCGCCGCUUAACUACGGCACGCCAAGUUCAAUGGGCUCCAUUCGCACCCCGCGCUCCGGAAUAAGAGGCACUCCGUUGCGGGCACGACCUGACAUCCGGACGGACAAGCGCAUCCGCCAGGUGGCUAUUAGUGGAGGCUCAGGGCUAGAAACUAUUCCCGAGAAAGGCUCUGAGACCACCGAUCCUGUCUCUGAAUCCUCGCAGGCACCACAGCUUGUUGUCUGGGGCACAAAUGUGGUUGUCAGCCAGUGCAAGUCCAAGUUCAAGUCGUUCAUAAUGCGUUUUAUUGACCCGGGUGCAGAGCAGGAUGAGAUCUCGGAGAACAUCGAUGUCAAUCAGCCGCUUUAUCUGCAAAAGCUAGAGGAGAUACACACGCUGGAGGAGCCGUAUCUUAAUCUCAAUUGUGCCCACCUAAAGACCUUUGACCAAGAUUUGUAUCGCCAGUUGAUCUGUUACCCGCAAGAGGUUAUACCUGGGUUUGACAUGGCCAUCAACGAGAUGUUCUUUGAACGAUAUCCAGCCGCUUUACUGGAGCACCAAAUCCAGGUGCGUCCUUUCAACGCGGACAAGACGCGAAACAUGCGCUCCUUGAAUCCCGAGGACAUGGACCAGCUGAUCAGCAUCAGCGGCAUGGUGAUUCGCUCGUCAAAUGUUAUUCCUGAGAUGCGCGAGGCGUUCUUCAGCUGCAACAUUUGCUCCUUCAGCACUACCGUCGAAGUGGACCGUGGUCGAAUCAAUCAGCCAACGCUGUGCACCAACUGCAACACGAACCACUGUUUCCGUCUGAUCCACAACCGAUCCGAGUUCACGGACAAGCAGCUCGUCAAGCUGCAGGAGUCGCCGGAUGACAUGGCAGCCGGUCAAACGCCUCACAAUGUGCUCCUGUAUGCCCAUAACGAUUUAGUAGACAAGGUGCAGCCGGGUGAUCGUGUUACAGUCACGGGCAUUUACCGGGCCACGCCGCUUAAGAGCGGUGGCCUUAGUUCAUCGGUAAAGAGCGUGUACAAGACCCACGUCGAUGUGGUGCACUUCCGCAAGGUAGACAACAAGCGACUGUAUGAGGAGGAGGAAGGGAAGGAUCACAUCUUUCCGCCAGAACGUGUUGAGCUGCUGCAACUGCUGGCCAAAAAGCCGGAUAUUUAUGACCGCCUAGCCAGAGCCAUUGCGCCCUCUAUUUACGAGAAUGACGACAUCAAGAAGGGCAUUUUGCUGCAGCUUUUUGGUGGCACUAAAAAGAAACAUGCAACUCUUGGCCGUCAGAACUUCCGGUCGGAGAUCCACUUGCUGCUUUGCGGCGAUCCGGGUACAUCCAAGUCUCAGAUGCUGCAGUACGUCUUUAAUUUAGUGCCAAGAUCACAGUACACUUCAGGACGCGGUUCUUCGGCUGUGGGCUUGACUGCCUAUGUGACCAAGGACCCGGAAACGCGUCAGCUGGUCCUGCAAACGGGUGCUUUGGUUUUGGCUGACAAUGGUGUUUGCUGCAUUGACGAGUUCGACAAGAUGAACGACUCGACGCGCAGCGUUCUCCACGAGGUGAUGGAGCAACAGACCCUUAGUAUUGCCAAGGCGGGCAUAAUCUGUCAGCUGAAUGCAAGGACCUCCAUCCUAGCAGCCGCCAAUCCUGCCGAGUCGCAGUGGAACAAGCGCAAGAACAUCAUUGACAACGUGCAGCUACCGCACACUCUGUUAUCUCGCUUUGAUUUGAUAUUUCUGGUCCUGGAUCCCCAGGAUGAAAUUUUUGACAAGCGUCUGGCAAGUCAUUUGGUAUCGCUCUACUAUGUGACCCGGCACGAAGAGGAAGACACCAUGUUUGAUAUGAGUGUUCUGCGCGACUACAUUGCCUACGCCCGAGAACAUCUGUCGCCCACGCUCUCCGAUGAAGCGCAGCAGCGAUUGAUUCAGGCCUACGUGGACAUGCGCAAGGUGGGCGCCGGUCGGGGACAGAUUUCUGCAUAUCCUCGCCAACUGGAGAGCCUUAUUCGUCUGUCGGAGGCGCACGCCAAAGUGCGACUCAGCAACGAGGUAGAGUUGCAGGACGUGGAGGAGGCUUGGCGACUCCAUCGAGAGGCACUCAAGCAGUCGGCGACUGAUCCGCUGUCCGGCAAGAUCGACGUGGGAAUCCUUACCACUGGCCUAUCCACUGCAGCCCGCAAGAAGCGAGCAGAUCUGGUUGCAGCAAUUAAGGAGAAUCUUAAGAAGAAGGGCAAGGUUCUCACAGUUCCAUAUCAGAAACUAUUCAACGAUAUCAAGGAAGGGUCCCAAAUAAUGAUCACACGUGAGCAAUUCGAGGACGCUUUAAAGGAGGUGCAAGAUGAAGGAGCAAUUGUUGUCAUGGGAAAAAAUACCAUUCGUAUUUGUUAAUUUUAUAAUAUUUAUCUCAUUUGAAAUCAUAAACUCACUCAUUCCUAUUUUAAGCGCUAUUUCAUCAAUAAUUUAAAAAAUAAAAAAUGCUUAAUUA
Drosophila ficusphila is the source of this 2820-nucleotide messenger RNA. It is a transcript of the gene dpa, whose product is annotated as DNA replication licensing factor MCM4. The record is from RefSeq and is a predicted model, not a curated record. Gene Ontology annotation, biological process: double-strand break repair via break-induced replication; DNA replication; DNA strand elongation involved in DNA replication. Bases 120 to 2723 code for a protein of 867 amino acids. Gene Ontology annotation, cellular component: nucleus; MCM complex. Gene Ontology annotation, molecular function: ATP binding; ATP hydrolysis activity; single-stranded DNA binding. Lineage: Eukaryota; Metazoa; Arthropoda; Insecta; Diptera; Drosophilidae. The transcript is spliced from 7 exons.